This is a messenger RNA of Letharia lupina, 603 nucleotides long. RefSeq lists its product as uncharacterized. Lineage: Eukaryota; Fungi; Ascomycota; Lecanoromycetes; Lecanorales; Parmeliaceae. The transcript is spliced from 3 exons. The coding region runs from base 1 to 603 and encodes 200 amino acids. The record is from RefSeq and is a predicted model, not a curated record.
AUGAUCACCCUUCUCGAUGAUGAGACCAUCGAAUUCAUCAACGCCAAAGGCGGCAUAAAAGCCAUCGUGAUCUCUCAUCCACAUUAUUACACCACAUACGUAGAUUGGGCACAAGCUUUCAACUGUCCCGUCUACGUAUCGAAGGAUGACCAGGAAUGGCUCUGUCAGAAGCCUCCGACGCCACAAAUGCUGCGACUGAUCGAUGGUCCUGCCCCUGCCGGCGAAAAAGUGCUGCCUGGGGUAACCGCCAUCAAGACUGGUGGACAUUUCCCAGGCAGCUUAGUCCUGCAUUGGGGGAGGAAGCUGUUCAUCGCUGAUACUAUUGUAACGGUCCCUUCUGCAUAUACGCCCCAUCCGCGUCCGCCAGGUCAGACCAGCUACUCUUUCCAAUGGUCGAUCCCGAACAUGAUCCCUCUACCACCAUCCGAGAUACUGAAGAUCUGGCGGGCCAUUGAGCAUUUCAAAUUCGAUACGACACAUGGAGCGUUCGGCGGCAUGGAUGUAAGAGACAAGUGUUUGAAGAAGAGAUUGCUGGAAAGCAUGAAGAUUCAGACACGAGGCCAAGGGUGGGAGCAGCAUGAGAUUUUGGGUCAAGUGAUCUGA